Messenger RNA from Rhodamnia argentea, 2094 nucleotides. RefSeq names its product protein GAMETE EXPRESSED 3. The record is from RefSeq and is a predicted model, not a curated record. Gene Ontology annotation, biological process: embryo development ending in seed dormancy; pollen tube guidance. The transcript has 9 exons. The coding region runs from base 131 to 1939 and encodes 602 amino acids. Lineage: Eukaryota; Viridiplantae; Streptophyta; Magnoliopsida; Myrtales; Myrtaceae. Gene Ontology annotation, cellular component: plasma membrane. Gene Ontology annotation, molecular function: protein binding.
UAGGCUUUCAAAGCCCUCAAUUGGUGAUGACGGGAGGGUCUAUACUUGUUCGGAGAAAAACCUGUUCGCGUUUGAAAGCAAUGGCACGAUCGCCUGGUCUGUACAUUUGAAUUUCACGUGCGAGGCUCGGAUGGCCCCGGUUCUUGGCGAGAGAGGAAAGAUAUACCUGGUUGCGGAGGACAGAGUACUGAGAAUCGAUUUUUCAGCAGCUCGAUAUUCUGGCGCUGCAGUGGAGGUGCUUUUCGGUCCAGAGCCAGGCCAGGCGGCCACCAAGAUAAUCGGGAUCUCAGUGAGCACGUUGAGUUCAUGUGUGUACAUAAAUUUGCAUCGUCGAGGGCUCUUCGCGUACACGAUGCGUGGUGAACUGCUGUGGAGCGUCGGGCCUGUGCUUAAUCAGUUCGGCUACCGUCUUGGUUGCAGGAGAAAUCCCACCGACUGUUCCUUCACUUCGGUCCCCGUUAUCGACUACUGCGAGGCUAACAUCUACAUAGCAAAUUCGGACGGGGAACUAUACUCUCUGUCAGCUCGUGCUACUCAUUUUAAAUGGAUUCAGGAUUUGAGUUUGCUCGACAAAGUCUUUACUAUCACUGCUGGGAACAAUGGCCGGCUUUAUGUCGCUGUACCGGCCAGGGCGCUCGUGCUGGCACUUGAUGUGUCCACAGGAAAUGUCCUUUGGCAGAGAACCGUCGGGCCACUAAGCUCAUCCGACUGCAGACUGGUCGUUGAUUUAAAUGGUUGGGUUUCUAUCGGCUCGCUGGAUGGGUGCGUAUACUCAAUUUCACCAGCUGGGGAUCUCAUGAAGUUCCCGAGAGCAAUCAAAUUGGACUCGGUCAUCCAGGUCAGCCCCAUCCUCGACUGCUCUGGUUAUGCGAUUUACAUCUCUCAGACACAGGUGGAGGGAAAGACCAACCACAUAGUCGGAGAAUAUACCGUCGUCUCAGCAAUGAGACCCGAGAGCGCGAUCUUUUCCUUGUUGGUUCCUGCUACAGGAUCUGUUUAUUGGUCACAAAAAUAUUCAGAUCAGUUUACCUCCUCACUUGCUGGAAGCGAUCUCGAUCAUUUUCUUCUGGACGAGGAGAGUCUUCUUGCUUUUGUAGCUGCUUCGAAAACUGGCAAUCCACUGGCCUGCCAAGGGCAGAAACUCGCGUCAAGCUGCUUCAGAGCGAGGUUGAAGCGUCACAGCAUCGACAAAGGUGAUGAGAGGAGGAUACUCUUGUUCCUUUUCUUCGAAUCUGCUGUGUUGCUUGUCCUAGCCAGUCUCGUCAGGUUCUGCUGUGUGUUUUGGAGGAAGAAAAAGCUUCGAGGUGGAGAUCUUGGGAGUUUCCUGAGGAAGCGGCAUUCUCUCCAACUCAAGAAGAGAGCCUUGAAUAGGACAGUGUCGGAGCUCAAGCAGAGAGCAGACAAGGAAGCACUGUCCAGUGAAGUGCUCGAAGAACUAGGCGAUCUAGAGCGGAAAAAAGAUAGCAUCGAGAGGAAGCUGUCGACGACCUACAGCUUAGGGAGGGACCAUGCCGUGCGCUCAAGCCGGAAACCGCUCCUUCCAUUGCACCAAGCGAAGGGGAGGAGCUAUUCCUUUCAAGAUGCAAAGAAAGAGAGUGUCGCAAUAUCCCACACCCCUGGCGACGCCACUUCAGCGCCAUCAUCUUCUUCUUCUUUCACAGGAAGCAUCGGCGCGAGUGAAGCCGAGGCCGGGCGGGUUUCGGAUGCCAAGGGGAAGGGGCCAAUUGAAGAAGAGAGCUCGAGCUCGAGCUCCAGCGGCGACAGGAGCUCUCCAGAGGGUUACUGGAGAAGCCCUUCCGAGCCGGAAACAAGUUCGAAAGGGUUCAUCUUGAAUGAAGAGAUUGAGGUGAGAGGAGAGCUGGGUGGUGAUAGUAACGUGGGUGACUCCAGGAAUGGCAAAUUCCUGAAGAGGAGGAGGACUUUGUCUUCAAAUAACUAAAAACGCACAAGACAAGGACAAUCACAGAUUGUAUAAUGAUAUAGUUUAUUAUAAGUCUCUUUAGGAACGUCGGUAGAUUGCCAUGAACAACCACAGAUUGUUUAAUGUAGUUUGUAAUUUAGUCCAAAGUUCAAAAUUCCGUGGCGAUUUCAGAC